Molecule: messenger RNA, 1415 nt
Organism: Scheffersomyces stipitis CBS 6054
Lineage: Eukaryota; Fungi; Ascomycota; Pichiomycetes; Serinales; Debaryomycetaceae
Gene: NAB2
Product: mRNA-binding protein
Exons: 3
Coding region: 1-1302 (433 amino acids)
Biological process (GO): regulation of mRNA stability
Cellular component (GO): cytoplasm; nucleus
Molecular function (GO): poly(A) binding; zinc ion binding
Source: RefSeq, a predicted model, not a curated record
AUGCUGUUUAACCCCGAGGGACCCGUAGGGCUCAAGCUCAAAACUAAUCUUGUCAACGAGAUCAAGCUGCGUUUCAACACAGCCCAAGAUGAUGCAGUAGACAUCGCAGAAUAUAUAGCCGUGUUGAUUGCCUCCAACAAACAGCCACAGGAAAUCGCAAGUGAAGUCAACGAACUUGUGGAGAUGACUGUAGACGUUGACUUCAUAAACAGCGUGUUUUCAGAAAUUGACAGACUCACGCGUGAACAUGAACAAGCUGGCUCUGCUCAGCAAGCUAGUGCGGCCCCAACUGCCACUGUAGCUACUCCAUUACAGGCAUCUACAGUACCUGCUGCUCCAGCAAAUUCCUUUUCGAGUACGGCCCAAACGGUUGUUCCUAACUACCAGAACAACCGAGGAAGUCGAGACUUCAAUGCCCGUGGCGGCAGAGGUGGCGGAAUCGCCCACAAUACCAACGGUAGAAACGACAGAUUCAAGAAGACGUCGCAGUUCCAAAACAACAAGUUGGAGCGUGCUCUUGAGUCUACACAAAACCCUGGAAUUACCAAUGUUGUGAGUGGAUCAACGUUUGUACCUAAGCCUCCUAAGGGUAGAUGUCCAGACUUCCCCUUCUGUAGCAAUAAGGAGUGUGACAAGGCUCACCCUACCAGAAACUGCUUCUCGUAUCCAAAUUGUCCAAAUCCACCUGGAACCUGUAACUAUUUGCAUCCUGACCAAGAUCAAGAGUUGAUUGCCAAAUUGGAGGAGUCGAAGAAGUUGUAUGCUGAUAAGAAGAAGAACGAACUCAUGUUACAACAAGCUACUUGUAGAUUCGGUAACAAGUGUACUAAGGAUACUUGUCCAUACGCCCAUCCUUCUCCAGCCAAUUCUGAUGCCAAGAUCACUACUUUAGAAUGGUGUUCUUCUGGUAAAACAUGUACGGAUGCUAGUUGUACCAAGGCACAUCCUCCUCCACUCACUGCAUUACCAGUAAAAGAAGCUUCUGGUGAAAUAGCAUUGGAACAGUGUAAGUUUGGUUCACAGUGUACCAACUACAAGUGUCCCAGAAGGCAUGCUACGUCUCAUGUUCCAUGUCGUGAAGGUGCCAACUGUAAAAGAUACGACUGUGUGUUCGCCCACCCUUUCAACGAAGUGUGUCGUUUCAACGAAAAGUGCAGCAAUAAGUUCUGUAUGUACCAACACCCCAACGGUAGAUCCAUUGCAUCCAACACCUGGACUCAAGAAGGAGGAUCUGCUCCAACCAACGCUAGAGCGUUUGCUGUUCCUGACGACCAAGUCAUGGAACAAGCUGUUCAAGAUUAGUACUCCUAUUUAAUUUGUCACUAUCAAUUUUGACAUAUUAGUUUGGUUACUUUCUCGAAGAAGUUUACUUGUUAUAUGCUAAAACCUGUUUAUAUUGACAAAAAUGAAAGAAU